AUGACAUUGAAAAUGGGACUGUUUGGUACAUUCUCAGGACUUGGAGAAAGUUUAAACAAAUACAUUUCAAAUUCAUGCCAUGAAUUUAGCAUAGCACUGACUCAAGAUUUUGAAGAUGGAAAGAUAAUAUUUUAUAAAAAGUUCAUGCUCAACUACACCAUGAUCCUGCUCUCAAUAGAUCCUCUGAUUGAUGUUCCAGAGGCACAAUUUCUGACGGAGUAUAAUAUAAAUUUUCUUCUGAAUACAGCUUCGAGAAUUGUCGAGAUUUUAAAGAAUCAGCCGAGUGUAAACCUACAAACGAUACUGAUGGAUGUAUUAAAAUUUUUAUUGUGUGCUGUGUUUUCGGUAGAGUAUACAACUCUGCUAGAAACAUUUGAAUACGGAUUUUUAUUUGAGCUUAUUGAGUUGAGUCAAUCAGGACCAACUUUGGAAAUGAUGAAGGGAAUUUCAUCAGUGAUACUAGUGUAUUUGAUCAUGAUAGGAAUAAUACCAGACGAGAAGGUGAAAAGAUUAGGUUUGAUGUGUGAACAUUUAAAGAAAUUAUACGAAUCCGUGGAGUUUAAGGCGUCUGAAGUGGCUUUAAAGGCAGACAAUAUUAAACCAGUUGAUACCUUGGGACAAGAUUUUAACCAAGUUGUAAAUUAUUGUCUUAAUAAUCUGUUAAAAACAACAGUGACUGACUUUUUGGAGAUUUUCUACUGGAAUGUUAACAACUAUUUCAACUUUUCACUAGCGCCUCAAAUAUUCAAGAUCCUUAUCAUGUUCAAAUUGUAUAUACACCCACACAUCUUCGGACAACUUUCGAGGUUUAUAGACAGUUUUGUAAGAACAGAAGAUCCGGUUUCUAGUAAGAGUAUUGGGAAUCUGGUAAUUGAUGAUAACUUGUUGGACAAACCGCACGUGUUGCUAAAAACGUUGUAUUCAGAGGAGUUGGAAUUUUGGAAACAGAAACUAUACGCAAUGGAGUGUCAAUUACAUGUUAUAUCAAAUUCGCUGAGUCUUACGCGUUUAGAAAAUGAGAGGCUGAGGAAUAACAUAGAACUGUUGAAGAAAAAAUUGGAAGGCCCGGGUAGUGAAGAGGAUUUUAACUUGGAGCUAGAAUUGGAAAUUGAAAGACAGAGAUACUCACAUCUCGAGGAAAUGUACAAUGUAAGAAAUAAAAAUGAUAAUAAAUUAUAG
Molecule: messenger RNA, 1179 nt
Organism: Theileria annulata
Lineage: Eukaryota; Apicomplexa; Aconoidasida; Piroplasmida; Theileriidae
Exons: 6
Coding region: 1-1179 (392 amino acids)
Source: RefSeq, a predicted model, not a curated record